Molecule: messenger RNA, 912 nt
Organism: Hibiscus syriacus
Lineage: Eukaryota; Viridiplantae; Streptophyta; Magnoliopsida; Malvales; Malvaceae
Product: cold-regulated protein 28-like
Exons: 3
Coding region: 209-763 (184 amino acids)
Biological process (GO): response to cold; regulation of circadian rhythm
Source: RefSeq, a predicted model, not a curated record
GCCAUUUAAAUUCAAUGGUAAGUUAAAGAAUGUCCCCUUAUUGGGGGAACUCUUCCUUCUUUAUUAGUUAGCCUUGUGCAAAUGGUUGAAUCCCCCCGUCCUGUAACAUAUGUUGGUUUAUGUACCUUUUUAUGGUUAGAUCUCUCUUUUGAUUGUCAUGCAGCUUUAAUCUUUUCUGAGAUUUUAUAUCUUUUAGCAGGGUGGAACUAUGGUUUGGACAAAUGAGAAGCAUAGUUCGUAUCUUGAGUUCCUAGAGGCAUCAUUUGUUAAGCAAUUGCAUUAUUCUAUGAGUUUGCGGGGCUGUCACCCGCAAGAGGAAAUGUGGGAGCCAUGUCGAACACAACAACUGCCUGCUGAAGUACAUAAUUCUUGUCAUCAGUUUUCGGGUCUACAAGAUGGCUGCUACCAGAAGAGUAAUGACCCGUUGUUGGACAGCACUGCUGAUUCUAGUGAUAUCUGGGAAAGUCCGUUACAUCGUUUUACAUCUGCUGGCAAAAGCAGCACAGAAACAUUUGCUCUUUCAAGAGAAACCGUGCUUCCUAAUGGUGGAACCUACUUGAGAAGUAACACGACCUUAGGUUGCUGCACCACUGAGGCUUCGGAUCAGAAUUUUGUCGAUGAAGACCAAAGAGAAAAAACCAGCCGUGUCUCGGGGGCAAAACGCUUGAAGAUGACAACAAUGCAUGAUGCUUCAACGGAAGAACUUCACCUGCCUAAAGUCCAGCGUACUAUACUUUCUAAGGAAGAGAUAAGUUUCGACUAAUGAAGCAGAAAGAAAAAGUUUCGACUAAUGAGACAAAUUCGGCAAGUUCUUACCCGGUGCUCGUUUGCAGAGAAAGGCCGGGAGAGAAUGCUGUACAUGUGGGUGGAGAAAACAUGGUGAUUUUGCAGUUAGAAGAUUUGGUAUAGAUU